Messenger RNA from Trichoplax adhaerens, 2388 nucleotides. RefSeq lists its product as uncharacterized. The record is from RefSeq and is a predicted model, not a curated record. NCBI's taxonomy places the organism in Eukaryota, Metazoa, Placozoa, Uniplacotomia, Trichoplacea, Trichoplacidae. The coding region runs from base 1 to 2388 and encodes 795 amino acids. The transcript has 16 exons. Gene Ontology annotation, biological process: centriole replication; protein localization to centrosome. Gene Ontology annotation, cellular component: centriolar satellite.
AUGACGACGAUAUCAAAGGGUCGUCUUUCACGCCGCUACGAGGUCAUUCCUAGUAUCGAAUCCAUCUUCAAUGUGGACGAUGACAGCAAGAUUAACCUCGAUCAUCAACCAGAAGUAUUUCUAGCCAACCAAUUAAAAUUCAACUUAAAUGUUCCAACCACCAUGGAAAAUUUAGCUACAUCAUGUAAAGAUCCUUCACAUAUCAUCAUUUCUCAUGGCGAUGAUAGGCACAAGAGUCAUCAUCGGGAUCAAAAUCCCAAAUCUGCUGACUUUAAUAUUUUGGAUAGCGAAGAACUGAACCUUGCCCUAAGAUUUGCAAAGCAAGAUAUCAAUCUAGCCCGAGCCGAUUUAUCGACACAAACUAAUACUGUCAUGAACAAAAGCCGACGUGCAAAAAGGAAUAAAGCUAAUCAUGAACGAUCCCAUGUAUCUAUAGAAGUAAACAAAAUCAACAAGCCUAAGAAAUUAUCAUCUCAAUCUAAACUUUUAGUAUCAACAGGCCUACCACAGCGCAACCGGAAGAAAAAUAAUGAACAAUAUACUGAUCGCAAAACAAUCGGCCGAUCCAGAGAUCUUAUAUGGGUGCAAAGUAAACCAUCAAGUUCCAAUAUAGUAAAAAAAGAAAGAGCAUCAAGAAUUGAGCAGAAAGCUAAUCCAGCGCCUGUCUGGCAUAGUGAUAAAGAUAAAAAGAUCAGCGAAAUUGAACGCCUACGAUCGGAAAUUCGAAAACUGGUCAUGCAAACAAGAGAACUAUAUCACGAUGUUUCGCAAAAAGAGGCUGAUGUUAGCUUAUCAUCUGCAAAGCCUGUCAGCAACCCAGACAAAUUUAUUGUUAAACUUAGUAAUCGAAGUAUUCGGACUUUAUAUGUUCUGCAAAAAAAGAUAAAGAUAGUUUCUAGUGGAUUACAUAAGGAUCCUGUUGUUGAUAAGCUGCGAUUCAAAGAGAUUUUAACUCAUAUUGCAGUCAGCUAUAGAGGAUUAAUCAAGACACUAGAAGAAUUUAAUCGUGAUAUUGCCCGGCGAUCGCACGAAGUGGAAGUGAAAAUUGCCCCCAAAGUCUACAAGGAUAUUGGCAGCCUAAUAAAUAUCAUAACCCAGUGUUGCAGUGCUCUUAAAAUUGCUCCAGUUGAUGAUACUGCGGAACUAUUAUUUCAAUUGUAUAAUGAUUGCCAGGCUAUGAAUCGAAAAACUCAACCUAGAAGUACAUCUAAAGGUGUCUUAUGGGCUGAUUCCAGAAAGGUAUCGAAGAUUUCCGAUGGCCGUAAGGGAAAAAAUCAAGAAUUUCGAUUUCUUAGAGACACAGAGUCAUCAAGGCUCAAAAUAUCUGAUAAAAGUAGACAACGUAGCAAUGGAUUUGAUCCUGAUUUUGUAUUUCAAGCUUCUGAAGAUCCACGUUUAGAUGGUGAAAUGACGUUAACACCUCCAGAAUCUCCAACUAAACAGUCUCUUCUUCCUUGGAGAGCAACCUCUCGUUCAGCUACCCCUCGAAAUAUCAAUGCAUCCGAAUCGAUAGAAAAUCAACCUUCCCCUACUGGCUCUCACCGGCAGGUCUCCGUGUUUGACGAUAAGAAAUCAGACGACGUGGAUCGCCGCCUGACCGAUAGCCCUCGCCAAGUUUUAAAGCUACGGAAGUCACCGAGGCGCCGAAAAUACGUCAAUACAAGCUCUGAUUCUGUGAAAAAUCAUAUUGUAAAUGACCUCAACCGCAGGAAACAACAAUUUUUUACUGAUGUGGUUUCGGCUCAUGGUGACGACAUUACGGAAGCACUAUUAAAAUAUCUUAUUGGUGAUACUGUAGAUGAAUUACAAAGAAUUGAAUGCAAUGAUGAAAUGAAAAAUGAAGUCGAUAACUUUCUAUCCGAUACGAAUAUUGAAAAAGUUUUGCAACUCAUUGAAAAUAUUGAGUUGCAAGAGGCCAACGUACGUCGUAAACUGAAUGAUAUAGAAUACGCAGAUACAAAUGAUCUCAAUCCUGCCAAUUCAUCUCCGAGCAUUCCUGAUCAGAAUCCUAUUGUCAUUACUAGACCACAGUCUGGUCAAUUAGUAUUUACUAAUACUCCAACUGAAUUAGACGAUUCUGGGAAGAUUAUGUAUAACAUAAAUAAUACCAGUCAUAUACCAAAUCAUCUAGAUGUAAAUUUAUUAGACAAAAGAGUCGUUGCAACUUCUCGCAGCGCUAUGGACAGAGUUGAACAGUAUUGCGAUCUAUAUAAGGAAUACCAGUCAAAAGUACCACAAGAAUUAUCUGGAACGUCAACUGGUAUCUGGAUGUAUGAAAGAAUUUGUGACAAAUUGUUGAAUAAACUCCUUGAAAGUGUGGGAAAAGAAAUGGAAAAAAAUAUUGACAGCUAUGUUGAAAAUGUAUACGCUGCUGAGUUUCAGGCAUAG